Messenger RNA from Iphiclides podalirius (scarce swallowtail), 1662 nucleotides. NCBI's taxonomy places the organism in Eukaryota, Metazoa, Arthropoda, Insecta, Lepidoptera, Papilionidae. The record is from the annotation of a GenBank genome assembly.
AUGACCGAAAAUGAGGACAACGCUGAAGACCUAAAAAGAAACGGAAACAAUAACUCUUCGGCUAACUCAAUGCGGAAACCGAUAGAUUUGGAUGAUGUGCUUAUAAACGAACUGGGCCAAUUCGGUUGGUUCCAGUUCAAAAAUAUCAUCCUUGUAUCGAUACCAAUAAUUAUGUCUGCCUUCAUGAAUGAAUACAUAUUCUCAGCCGCCGCAAUUCCUCAUAGGUGUCAAAUUCCGGAAUGCGGCGAGGUGGGCAAAGACUUUGAACUUCAGCCCGAGUGGAUUUUAAAUGCUGUUCCAGAAACAAACUCUGGUGGUCUCUCCAGCUGCGAGCGUUAUGAACCUUUAGGUACCAACGGCUCAUUGAAUUUCUGUCCAGCUGAUUUAUUUAAUCGGCAUAACGUGAUCGCUUGCGACCGCUUUGUCUAUGCCAAAAAUAAUUCCGUUGUUUAUGAUUUCGAUCUAGGUUGCCAGGAAUGGAUGCGCGCAUUUGCUGGCACACUAAGCAGUAUCGGAACAGUGCUGGUGUUGCCAAUCACAGGAUACUUCUCUGAUCGGUUUGGACGCCGAGUGGCUCUCGUCGUAAAUUCAUUCAACUUUGGACUUUUCGCCACCAUAAGAGCUUUCUCAACCAACUACACGAUGUAUCUGGUGCUCUAUUUCUUGCAGACAUGUUUAGGUGCCGGUGUAUAUACCUCCGCUUACAUUUUCGCUACGGAAUUGGUCGGACCCAAGUAUCGAGUAUUGACUGGCGCGAUAUGUCCUUCGAUGGUCGCUGUGGGUUUAAUGAUCUUGGGAAGUGUGGCAUGGGCAACAGAAUCCUGGCGAACUAUGACACUGGCCUUAAAUGUGCCUUGCUUUCUCAUUAUCUCUUACUACUGGUUCCUCGGUGAGAGCGUACGGUGGCUUUUAUCUAAGCAAAAGUACAGCCAAGCAAGGAACGCUUUGGAAAAUGUAGCCAAAACAAAUAAAACUAAAAUAAGCCAGGAGUCAAUGGAAGCAUUGCUGCGUCCAAAAGCUGAGACGACAGUUCACCCCAAAGGAGGCCGCAAUUUGAUCUCCGCAGUUCUUCGAUCUCCUAUUCUUCUGCGGCGAGUUUGCACUACUCCUUUCUGGUGGAUUGCUACCACGCUCGUGUACUACGGUCUCUCCAUCAAUUCAACUAGCCUGUCUAGCACUAUGUAUCUGAAUUUCAUCCUCACCUGCGGCAUAGAGAUUCCGGGGAACUUCGCCACUGUCCUCAUCUUAGACCGGAUAGGCAGAAAGCCUACUUUAUCUGGAGGGUACUUCCUGAGUGCGGCUUGUAACUUUCUUUUUGUCAUUUUACCUAAAAACUUCACCGUGGUCCGAUUAUUAAUAUAUCUGCUGGGAAAGUUCGGCAUCUCAAUAGUGGUGACGUCAUUGUACAUAUACACAUCCGAGCUCUAUCCAACUGAGUACCGUCACAGCCUAAUGGGUUUCUCCUCGAUGAUUGGAAGGAUUGGUUCGAUCAGCGCCCCUCUAACUCCUGCCUUAGCGGUGUAUUGGGAGAGUACGCCAUUCGUGAUGUUUGGUGGCAUGGGCCUGCUAGCUGGCCUUCUCGUCCUCACCCAGCCGGAGACCCGCGGAACCAAACUGCCCGAUACCCUGGCUGAAGCGGAAGCACUCGGAACUGUUUCCAAA